ACAAAUCAGCUGUUGGGCGCGCUCCAACAAACCUUAGUUUUUCAAAAUAUUUUUAGUUAACAAUAAAAAUAAUUUAAUUCAUCGAUUAAUUAAAAAUUACGUCCUACUAUUACUGGUGUAUUACUGUAUUAAUAUAGUUAUUCGUUUGACGUUUUGAGUGGUUUCCAUGAUAACAAAACUUAGAUGUAUACAAAAAGAAUGUCGAAAAUCGCAAAGUUUAUGGAAACCGUAAAACCAAGCCGAAUUUGGAUCGAUGGAAAGUGUCACGAAGUGCAAAAAUACAAUAAAAACGCAAAGGAAGUUAUCGCUACUGAAGAGUGUAGGGAAAGAUUUAGAAGAGAGUACAAUAUUAAUGUUGUUGAGGAUCGUUUCCAUACAUCUUUUAAGUUAGCAUUACCUUAUUAUAAAAAGAUUCAUAGUUAUCGUAAAAUUACGGUUAAAGAUCUAGAAAAAGAUACAGGUGCGGAAAUUAAGAUACCCACAGAAGGCGUCGAAGAAAAAAUUAUAAUAAAAGGUCCCAUACUUGAUGACGUAAUUAACGCCCGAUUAAAAUUACAAUCGCUGAUAAGCACAAUUAGGGAUCAACAACCAGCCAUGCAAUUUGUGGGGAUACCAACACAAUGUGAGGAAAUUAGAGGGAAUUUUGAAAAAUUCAAGGAAACGCUACUUGCCGAUGAAAACAAUAUAAAAGGAAUGGAUCCAACAAUUUUUCAAAAACCUGAACGUCUUCAUCUAACUGUAGCUGUUUUUGCUCUUAUGGAUAGCAUGGAAGUGCUUCAAGCAAUUAAUAUUCUUAAUGAUUGUAAAUGUAAAAUACUAACCCCAUUAAUCAAAAAAACCGGACCAUUGAAAAUCCACGUGAAAGGUAUAAACUGUAUGGACGGAAACUAUUCCAAAGUAAACGUAAUGUACGCAAACGCAAAAUUUGGCGAUGAAGAAGACGAAAAUUCUUUGCAAAAAGUGGUAGAUGCGAUUUCGAAUGAAUUUUAUUUGGGGGGUUUGGUUCGCCAAUAUAAACCGACUGUUAAGUUACACGUAACCUUAAUCAACACGAAAUAUAGAAAGGGUAAAAAUAUACGAAAAUGGUCAAAAAUACCGUUUGAUGCUACUUCAAUAAUGGAGAAAUACAAGAAUUACGAUUUUGGUAUGGUCGAUUUUCAAUCGAUACAAUUGUCCUAUAUAUCCAAAAUUGAUGCUGAUAAUGGAUUUUACCAAGCGUUAUCUACCGUUAAUGUUUAAAAUACGAUUUAUGAUAUGGUUAGUUUAUGUUAGUUUUGUGAUAAAAAAGAAAUUCGCUGUGAUUGUUAAAAUGUAUUUUUGUAUGGAAAUAUACAAAUAUUAUUGUU
This is a messenger RNA of Onthophagus taurus, 1346 nucleotides long. RefSeq names its product activating signal cointegrator 1 complex subunit 1-like. Gene Ontology annotation, molecular function: RNA binding. Gene Ontology annotation, biological process: DNA alkylation repair; regulation of DNA-templated transcription. Gene Ontology annotation, cellular component: nucleus. Lineage: Eukaryota; Metazoa; Arthropoda; Insecta; Coleoptera; Scarabaeidae. The record is from RefSeq and is a predicted model, not a curated record.